Messenger RNA from Racocetra persica, 230 nucleotides. Lineage: Eukaryota; Fungi; Glomeromycota; Glomeromycetes; Diversisporales; Gigasporaceae. The record is from the annotation of a GenBank genome assembly.
GGUGAAGCCGGAGAACUAAGAUUAAAGCAAUUGAUCAAUUAUGAUUAUUGGAAUGUUCGACAAAAUCAGAAAUUAACAACUAAAGGUUAUGUUUUAUUUAUGGAUAAUGACAGUUCUUACGAAGUUACCUUCAGUUGGUCACAAACAGAGUUAAAAGAGAAUGAUUGUAUUUUUCAAUGCGGAACUGCUACUUGUAAAUUUGUAGCAGAUUCUGGAGAAUUUUCUGAAUA